AUGGAAUCUAGCCAAACCCAAGAGCAAAAUGUGCAAAAGAAAUAUGUCUCUCAAAGAAGAACUGUUGACAUGAGUUCACCUUUUAAUAAAUUAUAUUUCUAUAAGAAACAUGGUCUUCCAUUAGCAUUUGUCGAACCAGAGACUAGUUACGUUGCUAAUAUAAUGCCUCCAGAUGCUUAUCGAUAUGGGGAUAGAAUUAUUAAUGUCCCCAGUAAGUUUACCCAUUUAAGUUCGAAUAAAGUCAAGCAUGUUAUUCCUGUAAUCAAGUGGACUCCAGAAGGUAGAAGGUUAGUUGUUGCUACCUUUAGUGGAGAAUUCUCACUUUGGAAUGGUUCUUCUUUUAAUUUCGAGAGUAUUAUGCAAGCUCAUGACACUUCAGUUAUGGCGAUGACCUAUUCUCAUGCAGGAGAUUGGAUGAUUAGUGGUGAUGCUGAUGGUACCAUUAAGAUAUGGCAACCUAAUUUUAAUAUGGUGAAAGAGAUAGAUGGGGCACACACUGAAGGUAUUCGAGAUAUUGCUUUCAGCAAAAACGAUUCUAAAUUUGUCACUUGUGCUGAUGAUAACGUUUUAAAGAUUUGGAAUUUUAGCAACGGUCAGCAGGAAAGAGUUCUUUCAGGGCAUCAUUGGGAUGUUAAGAGUUGUGAUUGGCAUCCUGAAAUGGGUCUUAUUGUUUCUGCAUCGAAGGAUAACUUGAUCAGAUUGUGGGACCCUAGAUCUGGUCAAUGUAUCUCAUCAUUAUUGAAUUUCAAACAUACUGUUUUAAAAACAAGAUUCCAGCCUACUAAAGGUAAUCUUCUAACAGCAAUUUCUAAGGACAAGUCGUGUCGUGUAUUUGAUAUAAGACAUAGCAUGCGAGAAUUGAUGGUUUAUAGAGAUGAAGUGGAUUACAUGACAUUGGAAUGGCAUCCAACCAACGAAACGAUGUUUACAGUUGCUUCAUAUGACGGUUCGUUGAAGCACUUUGAUAUUUUACAAGAUCUAGAGAAGCCAACACAUGUAGUACCCUAUGCACAUGAUAAAUGUAUAACGUCAUUAUCAUAUAACCCUGUAGGACACAUUUUAGCAAGUGCAGCUAAGGAUAGAACCAUAAGAUUUUGGACAAGAGCAAGACCUGUUGAUCCUAAUGCAUACGAUGAUCCGACUUACAAUAACAAGAAGAUCAAUGGUUGGUAUUUUGGUAUAAACAAUUGUAUUAACGCUGUCAGAGAAAAGAGUGAAUUUGGAGCUGCACCACCGCCUGGAGAAGGUGGAGCAGACACCACUAGUGGCAUAUCUAAUGUAUCUAGUUUUAACAACCCUAUUGAGAGCAGUUUACCAGGAGUAGGUCCAACGUCUAGCUUGCCUGGUUUAGGUAUAUAG
Molecule: messenger RNA, 1359 nt
Organism: Vanderwaltozyma polyspora DSM 70294
Lineage: Eukaryota; Fungi; Ascomycota; Saccharomycetes; Saccharomycetales; Saccharomycetaceae
Gene: PFS2
Product: cleavage polyadenylation factor subunit PFS2
Exons: 1
Coding region: 1-1359 (452 amino acids)
Cellular component (GO): mRNA cleavage and polyadenylation specificity factor complex
Molecular function (GO): protein binding
Source: RefSeq, a predicted model, not a curated record